AUGGGGGAACAGCUUCUUCCGGCCGAUGAUCAAGUGGCGCCACGCUUAUGUCGAGGGCCGGGACCAUCUGGAGUCCAUUCGUCAAACCAUUGCGAAGGGGGACAAUGUAGUGAUGCUUGCAAACCACCAGACCGAGGCAGAUCCGCAGGUGCUAUCCCUACUACUAGAGCGAGAAGGUUGCGAAGAAGUGGCAGAAAAGUGCAUCUUUGUCGCUGGGCACAAGGUGACAACCGAUCGGCUGGCGAUCCCUUUCAGCAAGGGCCGGUAUUUGCUGUCAAUUUACUCGAAGAAGUACUUGGACCAGGGAACAGACGAGGAGCGAGAAGCGAAGGCCACAUCUUCUGGGUGGCGCCGUCAGGUGGCCGCGACCGCAGGCGACCGGAGACGGAUCGAUUCGGCCCCGCGAAGUUCGACCAGGCAUCCGUGGGCCUGUUCCUGCUCCUGGCUCAAAAGGCCGGUCGCGGCGGAGGUCCCAAAACCCAUUUCUUCCCUUUGGCAAUGUGGACCCACAGGCUAGUGCCUCCGCCGGAAGAUGCCAAAGCUGGAGUUGGAGAGGCACGGAGCGCUGCGAGGGCUCCGGUGGGACUGGCAUUUGGAGAGGCAAUGGAUGCAGAACAGCUUGGCGGCCGAAAGAAGUUUCCACCAGCCGUGGAGAAGCGUGUCAACGAGCUGUAUGUGACUUGGCGUGACGCGCAGUC
Symbiodinium sp. CCMP2456 is the source of this 698-nucleotide messenger RNA. NCBI's taxonomy places the organism in Eukaryota, Dinophyceae, Suessiales, Symbiodiniaceae. The record is from the annotation of a GenBank genome assembly.